GUUUCCAAUGUUCUCGCAUGCUCAGAGCUGCAAGAAUACCAAGGCUCGUUCGUAGCCCCCGCUUCCUAUGGCUUGCAGCACCCCUCGUCGUCGGUGGCGGCGUCCUCGUCAUCACCAGACAGCCUCAGACCCUGCAACAUAGCGACAUUCUCAGCUCACCGGCUCUCAUACCGCGUCGGGCUGCACUCAACCCCACGAUUCUGUCACCUUCAGAAGACAAUCUUACUCUCAAGUCCAGCAUUCUCGAGCUGCUCCGCGAACAUGUGUGGGAGCCAAUACGUACAGCAGUUCGUUUUCUGCGCCUAUUCGCGCUGUUCUUUCCUGUGAUCCUCUCGAGUCCAAUGCUUCUCGUCGGCCGACCAAUGAAAGAGUACAAAGGAGAUAGAUGGGGAGCUGUUUGGUGGUACGGUUACCUUGUACAGCAGAUGGAAGCAGCUGGCCCGACAUUCAUCAAGUUGGCCCAAUGGGCUGCAUCCAGAGUCGACCUUUUCCCCCCUAUCUUGUGCGAACGGCUCGGCGCCCUUCAUUCCCAGGGAACUCCUCACCCGUUCUCUCACACAAAGAAAGUCGUCGAAGCCGUCUUCCAGCGCCCAUUCGAUCAGGUCUUCGAGGAAUUUGAUCAAACUCCAAUUGGAUCAGGUGCCAUUGCCCAAGUUUAUCGCGCAACUCUCAAGCGGGACCUCAUUCCUCCUUCAUAUCAUGGCCCCAGGCGCACCCGCCAGGUUGGUGGUGCACUUGGUCCCAUCAUUUUGGAGGACCCUCCCCCUUCUGCGCCGACCGCCUCGGUUGCUAUCAAAAUUCUUCACCCUCGAGUGGAAAAGACCAUCUCCCGGGACCUAGCCAUCAUGCAUUUCUUCGCAUCAUGUAUCUCCCUGCUCCCUGGCAUGAAGUGGCUUUCUCUUCCAGAGGAAGUUUUGGUCUUCGGCGAGAUGAUGAAUCAGCAGUUGGAUUUGAGGCACGAAGCCGACAAUCUCAUUACCUUCGAAGCCAAUUUCGCCCCGAGGAAGGUUCCCGUCACCUUCCCGCGGCCAUUAAAGAUCUGGUCGAGUAAAGAUAUACUCGUCGAGGAAUAUCAGAACGCCUUGCCUCUGGAAACAUUUUUACGAAAUGGCGGUGGCCCUUACGACUAUCAGAUUGCGACUGUUGGUUUGAACGCGUUUUUGACCAUGCUGUUACUGGAUAAUUUCGUCCAUUCCGACCUCCACCCUGGAAAUAUCAUGAUCAAGUUCAGCAAGCCCCCUACAACUCGAAUUCUCCUCCAGAAUCUGUACAACCAUUUCUUCCCUAGCUCUGUCGAUCAAUCUACCUCCGAUGUGUCGUCGGCCUCACUAAUGAUCCCAGCGGAUUACUCCCAAUCCGAUGAGAUUGUCGCCAGGCUACGUAAAGUCUCCAAUUCGCCAGAUGAAUGGAGCCGGGAGCUACUCAAACUCCACUCGGGAGGAUACGUCCCCGAAAUCGUCUUCAUAGAUGCCGGACUCGUUACCACUCUCAACGACACCAACAGAACGAACUUCCUGGACCUCUUCAAAGCUGUGGCCGAAUUCGAUGGAUACAAGACCGGUCAGCUCAUGAUCGAGCGAAGCCGAACGCCUGAACUGGCCGUGGACAAGGAGACGUUUGCGUUGAAGAUGCAGCACCUAAUUCUCAGCAUCAAGCGCAAGACGUUUAGCCUGGGACAGAUUAAGAUCGCCGACCUUCUAACGGACGUGUUGAAGAACGUUAGAAAGCAUCGGGUGAAGAUGGAGCCCGACUUUAUUAACACCGUCAUUUCCAUUCUGUUGUUAGAAGGUAUCGGGAGACAGUUGGAUCCCAAGAUGGACUUGUUUGCGAGUGCGUUGCCCAUUCUCCGCCAACUGGGAGGGCAAAUGGCGAUGGAUACCAAGGUGGAGGGACUGCCUAGUGCCAAAGAUCUUCCAACGAGCGAUCUUGCGGCGUUGUUAAAAGUGUGGGUGUGGAUAGAAGCGAGGAGUUUUAUUUCUGGCGCAUUGGUGGAUAUGGAUGCGUUAAUUCAGCGGGAUUGGUUAACCCCGAAUAUUUAGAACAGGUUUACAUGUUCAUCACAAAGACAGUAGUCACAACCAGUGGCUUUCGGUUUCACUCCGCUGCUCUCACCAUCUGUAUUGUAUAGCCUAUCUAUAGACUCUCAACUUAAGU
Coprinopsis cinerea okayama7#130 is the source of this 2154-nucleotide messenger RNA. Its product is annotated as atypical/ABC1/ABC1-C protein kinase. NCBI's taxonomy places the organism in Eukaryota, Fungi, Basidiomycota, Agaricomycetes, Agaricales, Psathyrellaceae. The transcript has 4 exons. The record is from RefSeq and is a predicted model, not a curated record. The coding region runs from base 426 to 2039 and encodes 537 amino acids. Gene Ontology annotation, cellular component: mitochondrion.